CUGGCCCCCGCGCUGGGCUGACAUCACUGUCCCGGCACCGGCCUUUUAGCACAGGCUCGGCCUCCUAACUGUGCAGUGUGCCGGCUCCGCGCAGAGCAUCGCCCCGCGCCUCCCUGAGCAGCCGCUUGUCUCCCACCCACCUCAGACAUGGCGAACAAGGGUCCGGCGUAUGGCAUGAGCCGGGACGUCCAGUCCAAGAUCGAGAAGAAGUACGACGACGAGCUGGAGGACCGGCUGGUGGAGUGGAUCGUGGCGCAGUGUGGGGCCGCGGUGGGUCGUCCUGAGCGGGGCCGCCUGGGCUUCCAGGUCUGGCUGAAGAACGGCAUCGUCCUCAGCCGGCUGGUGAACAGCCUCUACCCCGACGGCUCCAAGCCCGUCAAGAUCCCCGACACCCCCCCCACCAUGGUCUUCAAGCAGAUGGAGCAGAUCGCCCAGUUCCUCAAGGCGGCCGAAGACUACGGCGUGGUCAAGACGGACGUGUUCCAGACCGUCGACCUCUUUGAAGCCAAGGACAUGGCGGCGGUGCAGAGGACGCUGAUGGCCCUGGGGAGCCUGGCGGUCACCAAGAACGACGGGAACUACCAUGGGGACCCCAACUGGUUCAUGAAGAAAGCGCAGGAGCACAAGCGGGAGUUCACCGAGAGCCAGCUGAAGGAGGGCAAGAACGUCAUCGGCUUACAGAUGGGGAGCAACAAGGGGGCGUCACAGGCGGGGAUGAGCUACGGCCGGCCCCGGCAGAUCAUCAGCUAGGCAGCCCCCCUCGCCGCCCCCCAGCCCUCCCAGCCGGGACCUCCGUCUUCGCUCCCCCCGGCCCAGCGCGCCGCAGCAGCCGCCCCAGCACCGGCGGCCGCCACCGCCCCUCACCGAUUGGUAUUUAUUGAGAAGAAAACGCCAGCCAGCCCAAAGCGACCCUGCAGCGCAGCCAAGGGCAGCACCCGCCCAGCCUCGCGCCGUGCCCCGGGCAGCCUGUCCCCUCCGGCCUCGCACGCCCCGCUGCACCCCCGCCAGCCGGUCCCGCUCCCGCCGCGCUCGCCGGCACCCGUGGGUGCCCCGCCGCCCUCCCCGGGAUGGCGGGUGGGAAGGUCCCGGCCCCCGGAGCCACCCCGCAGCCCCCCACGAGCCCCGCACCACCGCCGCAGAGAUCCUUGCGAACGGGGAGGAAAGAGAAUUUGCCUCGGUUUUGUACUUCGUUUUUGUCAAAAUUAAAAGGUUAUUCAUCUA
This is a messenger RNA of Chroicocephalus ridibundus (black-headed gull), 1221 nucleotides long. RefSeq names its product transgelin (gene TAGLN). NCBI's taxonomy places the organism in Eukaryota, Metazoa, Chordata, Aves, Charadriiformes, Laridae. The record is from RefSeq and is a predicted model, not a curated record. Gene Ontology annotation, molecular function: protein binding. The coding region runs from base 148 to 750 and encodes 200 amino acids. The transcript has 5 exons.